CCCGCCUUUUUCAGGACGGCCAAGCAGAGGCAAGCACAGGCACCCCAGCAAGGAAAAUGGAACUGACGGCAGCUGGCGAACAAGCAGCAAGAGGACCCUGAAGAAAAGAGAGCAAGAAAAAAAAAAAUUGAAAAAUCACGGAUUUCUACGGUUACGCUUGCAGCCGCCCCGAUUCGAGCCUUGGAAUCACAGCGAAUUUCGGAAAGGACUCAAGCAUAGAGAAAGGAAGCCGAGACCCUCCAUCCGCCUUAUGACAAGUGGAGGACACGAGAAUUGGGCCUCAUUUUCCGAGUGGUCAGGUGGCCCCAGUCGUCCACUCUCCCCUCAAAGCAACGCGUGCCUUCACUCAAUUCCUCGCGCUGCAGUAAAACCAGACCUAGAUCCGAUCCAGACCAGACCGGACCAGACAGCCAGACAAGCCAUUCAUUGAACGCCUGUCGCCUCCUGCUCGCCGCGCAGCCGUCGGUCUUCGCAACGACAACGAUCGUAACGGAGCUGUCGACGGGAGAUUGUGAUCCGGUGAAAGCCAGAGACAACCAUUCAUAAAAACUAAUUUUGCUACCACGACCUUUUGACUAUUUUUUUUCUCGUCUCUCUUCUUUUUGUUUGUCUCUUUUUUUCUCGUCUAUUCUUUCGUCCGCUCUUCCGCACCCACUACCGCACAUUUGCUGCUGUGUCGCUCCACAUUGAGAAGUGACGUCGGACGGAACACAGACGAAAUACGGCAAGGUGCACUUCUGCGACACCGCGCGACUCUUUACCAGCCCGCCUACGCCCUCCAAAUAACGCGAGAAGACGGAAAGGAACGACGACGAUCGAGUCACGAGUUGUCACUCAACAAAAGGGCAACUUAAUACCCGACGAGCGGAAUCAUAGUUGCUGCUUUCGUCCGAAAACGCCGCCCUGCGACAGACACGCUGUCAGGUACCACACCACACAAGACAUCGGUGCCGCAGUCCUGCCACAGUUGUCGGCUGCCCGGCUGCGCCCGGUCGACGACAGUAUCUGUCCACAUACACACCCCUAAAAAAAGAAAAAAAAAAAGAAAAAAAGCUUUGCUGGGUAUCGAUAGGAGAAACAUACCUAGAUACCUAGUUAGGUAUACCGCACACGCCUGCCGUGAGCAAGUCGAUUUGAUUUGCACAGUGUCGCUCGCCUGGUCGGUCUUCAGGGGCAGCCAAGCCGUGAUUUUCGGGCUGUGUUUGCCGGGGUCCUCUGGACUUUAUCUUGGUUUGGUAUGCGCCUAGGUUUGCUCAAACAGAAUCCACGCCCAACUACAGCAAAACAAACACUGUGAUAGCUUUACAGUAGGAGCGCAGGGAAGAACCGGCAUCGAAAAUCUUCGCUAAAGCUUCUCGUCUGGCAUACUUCCGAGACAGGAAGGCUGCGAAGAAACCAAGCAAGCCGCAUCGCAUUUCCCAAGAUCUUGCUCCGCAAAAAUGUCAUCGGGAAUGCAUCCGGACCACUCUGGUCAACGAUCGGCGGGAUUGUCGCUCAAUCUUUCAUCCAACAAUCCCUUUCGCAACCGCGCGGCUUCCCCUAACAAUCUGCCACAGAGCCCGGCCUCUCCUUUUGAUGAUCCGCCGCCUCGUCCAGUUUCGCGGAAUCCGUUUCUCGAUCCUUCCAACAAGCCAAUUCAACUGCAACAACCUUUAUUGUCGCCAGACAGCAUGGCUUCCAAAUCUGACCGAAUGUCGCCUACGGCCGAGGAGAUUUUUGACUCUUUAACUCUCGAUGACAGAAAUGACAAGAAGCCACCUCCACCACCAGGGUCGCGCCCCCAAAUGGGCCGGCCGGGGCCUCCACGUGGAGAGAACGUGCCGCCUCCUGGUGGCCGUCGUCCUCCCCCAAGCCACAGGCCUACGCGUUCGCAGGAAGAAGCGAUGCGAGCACGCAGGCUGCAGGGGAGCGGCGCCGGAGACAGCCGCAACGGAGAGUCUUCUUCUCCUCAUAGGAGAUCGGAAAGACGCCUGCGACGUAACUCGGAGUCUUCAGUCAUCAGCACCGAUAAGGAGAAGCAUCUAACAGAGGAGGAAAAGAAGGCCCGUGAUUUGCGGCGCCGGGAGAGGGAACGCCGCCACCGAGAGCGAGGCGACCGAGACUCUAAAAGCAAACCGAGACCCAGCAACAGAAAACUUGACAUUAUUGAUCAGUUGGACGCCACAAGCAUUUAUGGCACCGGACUCUUCCAUCACGAUGGACCAUUCGAUGCUCUUAACCCUCACCGGAACAAGAAAGGAAGCAGCCGCGCGCCGAUGCAGGCAUUCCCGAAGGACUCGCUGAACAACUCUAUGGGAGGGUCGGGCCCGCUGAACGCCCGUCCAGAUCAUGCGACGUUUAUGGGCAAUGCCGACCAGGAGGCCUUCCGAGAGUAUUCCCAAGGUGAGAAGCAGGGCUCUUCUAGCCGCUUGCCACCCGUCUUCGACCCUCUUAGCCGUGGCACGAUCCUGCACGGCGACGAGUCGAUGGGCCUGGGAACCUCGACCUUUUUGGAGGGCACACCGGCCGCACGAACGGUUAUUCAGCGGCGUGAGGCCGAACAGCAACAGGACACCAUGGAGAGUGGCCUCCAACGGAAGAAAUCGCUUGCUCAGAGGAUUCGCGGCAUAAACCGCCCUCGCCGCGACUUCGAGGCGGGCGGCCGCAUGACAAACCCCGAAGGCGUUUACUCGUCGCGCCGAUCGCCUCCGAUUCCCGGUGCCAAUUCUUCAGCCAGCAUGUCGAGCUCGCGAGCGGAGCGUAACCCGUUCUUUGCCGACUAUGACGGUGCCAAGAAUGGAGAGGAAUCAAUCUCGGUCCGUAGGAGAGAUGGAUCUGCUCCCCGUGUGAAGUCUCCCACUAGCCCCGACUCCCUGCCACUUGAGCGUCGUGUCACAGGUGGUGAUGACGAUCAGGCUGCCCGAGCUGGCGGCGGACUGCUCGCACGUGUCAAGAGCUUAAAGGGUGGACGACGAACCAGGCCAAGCCCUCCGGACCAGCCCUCUCCUUCGGCCAUUCCGGCCCCGGGUACCGCAGCCUAGGGGCGCUCAGGUAUCACGAGGACCCAAACGACGCCGACACCUAGCAGGCACAUGGCAGUCCGCACUGCUAUCGUUUACGAGGAUGUAACGUUUUGAAUCUCGGACACGGUUCACAAAUACUGCCUUCAACACUUUACCGCUAUGGUUAAUGCGCCUAUUAACACAUACUACGCUGUCAGUGCGGCUGCGCCGUGCCAAAUCAUCCGGCCCUGUCUGCCUCGUGAUUCCGCGAAAAUCCUGCGGAGUCGAUCUAAGGACGGUUUUGAAUUCGCAAACGGGGUCCACGAUCUGAUGAUUCAGAGAGGUAUAUGGGGACGAUGGUAGACUUCGUGUACAAAAUUGAAUUGGCUGUGGACAUUUCACAAAUUGUGAUAAUUUCAGUUGUUAUUGGAAGGGGGUCUCUUUUGUUUUCUAUGUCGGUGACUCGAUGAUCAACAUUGUCAUCCUUGAAACCCUCAAACCUCUACAGGAAAUGUUAUGCGACCUUAUCUCGUUUGUCUUCUCCCGUCUCAUUGCUCCUAUUCCUUAUCUUACGCAUUUGUUCUCAAACAUAAACGAUACGGAGUCUUUUCGGAAUGCGUGGUCCUUAUUACCAAACAUCGUGAACCUUUGGAAAAGAAAAUAUAUUUAACCCGAGUUUCGUAUACUACAUCACCACAGCUGCCCAAAUGCACGUUGGGUUUGGGAACUAUACCCUGAAUAGAUAAUGCGCUACAUUCGUCAUA
This is a messenger RNA of Pyricularia oryzae 70-15, 3745 nucleotides long. RefSeq lists its product as uncharacterized. The record is from RefSeq and is a predicted model, not a curated record. Bases 1440 to 3020 code for a protein of 526 amino acids. Lineage: Eukaryota; Fungi; Ascomycota; Sordariomycetes; Magnaporthales; Pyriculariaceae. Gene Ontology annotation, cellular component: cytoplasm. The transcript has 4 exons.